AUGCUAAAGAAAUUACUCAAUAUCGGAGUCGUGAAGUCGUUAACAACACAUCAUGAGAGCACUGAUGUUGAAGCUGCUAAAGAUUAUUAUUUUCUUCAUUUGAGUUUUCAAGAACUUUUUGCAGCACGAUACUUGGUGAAUGCUCUACACGAUCCGAAAGGUCAACAUUAUCAAGAAGCGGUCAACUUUAUCCAGUGUGAAAAACGGAAUGAAGCUGCAGCUCUCCGAAAAGUGGGUGGAAGAGCAGCCACACCGGAUGUGAUCAAAAGAUUGUUGACUGAACUUGGCAAUAAUGAUUGGAUGGUCAGAUAUAAUGCAGCUGAAGAUCUCGGAAAAACCAAUGUAAGCGCAGCCACGCCAGACGUGAUCAAACGAUUAUUCGCUGCACUUUGUGAUAAUGGGCGGAUUGUGAGACAUACUGCAGCUCUCUCUCUCGCGAUAAUGAGUGGAAAUACAGGCACACUAGACGUGAUCAAAGGAUUGUUGGCUAGACUUGGCGACGAAAAUUCUGAUGUCAGAAGUUCUGCAGCUGAAGCUUUAGGAAAAAUGGGUGAAAAUGCAUUCACGCCUGACGUGGUCAAAGGAUUGUUGGUUGCACUUGGCGAUGAUAAUUGUGAUGUCAGAAGUGCUGCAGCUAAAGCUCUAGCAAAAACGGGUGAAAAUGGAGGCACGCCAGAGAUCAUUAAGGGAUUGUUGACUGCACUUGGCAAUGCAAAUUGUCAUGUCAGACGUACUGCUGCUGAAGCUCUCAGUAAAAUGGGUGGCAAUGCAUCCACGACGAACGUGGUCAAAAGAUUGUUGGUUGCACUUGAUGAUGACAAUUGUGAUGUCAGAAGUGCUGCAGCUAAAGCUCUCAGCCAAAUAGGUGGAAAUGCAGGCACGCCAGACGUGAUUAAAAGAUUGUUGGCUGCACUAGGCGAUGAGAAAUACCUUGUUAGAAGUCCUGCAGCUGAAGCGCUCGGGAAAAUGGGUGGAAAUGCAUCCACGCCGGACGUGAUCAAAAGAUUAUUAGCUAUACUUGACGAUGGAAAUGCAUGCGUCAGACAAAGUGCAGCUAGAGCUGCACUUUGUCUGACGCAUGCAUUUCCAUCGUCAAGUGUAGCUGAUAAUCUUUUGAUCACGUCCGGCGUGGCUCCACUUCCACCUAUUUGUCUUAGACCUUCAGCUGCAGCACGUCUGACAUCACAAUUUUCAUCGCCAAGUGCAACUAACAAUCCUGUGAUCACGUCCGGCGUGGAUGCAUUUCCACCCAUUUUCCCGAGCGCUUCAGCUGCAGGACUUCUAACAAGGUAUUUCUCAUCGCCUAGUGCAGCCAACAAUCUUUUAAUCACGUCUGGCGUGCCUGCAUUUCCACCUAUUUGGCUGAGAGCUUUAGCUGCAGCACUUCUGACAUCACAAUUGUCAUAUUAG
This is a messenger RNA of Didymodactylos carnosus, 1410 nucleotides long. The record is from the annotation of a GenBank genome assembly. NCBI's taxonomy places the organism in Eukaryota, Metazoa, Rotifera, Eurotatoria, Philodinida, Philodinidae.